Molecule: messenger RNA, 1368 nt
Organism: Mollisia scopiformis
Lineage: Eukaryota; Fungi; Ascomycota; Leotiomycetes; Helotiales; Mollisiaceae
Product: FAD-binding domain-containing protein
Exons: 6
Coding region: 1-1368 (455 amino acids)
Molecular function (GO): FAD binding; oxidoreductase activity
Source: RefSeq, a predicted model, not a curated record
AUGUCCAACAGGGAAGGAAUCCUGGCCGGUCUGGGCCCUCUGCUAUCUCCUAAAGCAUCUAUUGUCCUCCCUAGCGAUUCCAAAUUUGCCAGUCUUGCCGCCGUUGAAUCCGAUGUUCAGCAGACUGUGCGUUACGCCAGUGAACAUAAUAUCCCAUUUAUUGCCAGAGCGGGAGGUCACGGCGCGACCAAGGCCCUCAGUCAGGCAAAGAAUGCCAUUCAAAUCGACUUUCGAUCUUUGAACCAUAUCAAGCUAUCCGAGGAUGGCCAAACAGCUACGAUUGGCGGUGGAGCAAAUGUGAGCGAAAUUGUCAACACGCUCAUAGGUUUGGGAAAGCGAACCGUGACUGGCAUCUGUGAAUCCGUCGGCUUUUCUGCGCCGGCUCUGGGAGGCGGCCACGGUUGGCUCCAAGGCCAGUAUGGACUCAUGGCCGAUCAAGUCAUCUCAGCUCGCUUGGUACUCCCGAAUGGUGAACUCGUGACGGUGUCGGAGAACUGUAACUCGGACCUAUUCUGGGCCAUCAGGGGUGCAGGGCAUAAUUUUGGCCUCGUAACAGAGUGGGAAUACCGUGUCUAUGUUAACAGCGCUCCAUCAUGGUCUUGGGAGAUCUUCGUCUACUCGGGAGACAAGCUCGAGGCUCUCUACGACCUAGCUAAUAGAUCGCUGCAAGGCCAGCCACCAGAACUCAUCUAUUGGGGAUAUAUCAUAAAAGUGCAAGAAAUCGAUCCUGAUCAUCCCAUACUAUGGUUCGGCGUCAUUUUUAACGGCUCACCUAACACAGCUAAAGAGUACGCCAAGCCGUUCCAUGACAUCGGGCCUCUUAGUGUACAAAUCGGCCAAGGGUCGAUACAUGAUCUUGCUGUUGCCACGUUCCAGGACGCAGACGGCCCGGGUUGCGCUUACGGAAUGACCUCCCUCCGUUACCCUAUCGGAUUGAAAUCACAUAAUUUGACGGCCAUCAGGCAAGUGUACAAUGAGAUAGACGAGACAUUCAAGAAAGUCCCUGAGAUUUCUGGCUCCUUCUUCCUGCUCGAGGCCUACUCGACCCAGGCCGUGAAAGCCGUCGGCCCAAAGAGUACAGCUUUUCCGCACCGAGAAGACAAUAUACUGGUCACCUCGUACAUCAUGUAUGCGCCCAACUCGGCCAUAGACCAUAUUGCGCAUGAAUUUGGAAAAAGGCUGCAGAAAUACUUACUGGAAGGAAGCGAGGAUCCAGCACACCUCCGCGCCUACGUCAACUACGCCAAUGGCAACGAGUCUUUGCAGGAGGUCUACGGAUGGGAGGCAUGGAGAUUGGAGAAGUUAAGGAAACUCAAGGCUCAAUGGGAUCCCGAAAAUAAAAUGCGGUACUAUGUUCCGAUUGAAUAA